Penicillium canescens is the source of this 2775-nucleotide messenger RNA. RefSeq names its product protein kinase family protein. Bases 1 to 2775 code for a protein of 924 amino acids. Gene Ontology annotation, molecular function: protein serine/threonine kinase activity; ATP binding. Gene Ontology annotation, biological process: protein phosphorylation; mitotic DNA damage checkpoint signaling. Gene Ontology annotation, cellular component: nucleus. NCBI's taxonomy places the organism in Eukaryota, Fungi, Ascomycota, Eurotiomycetes, Eurotiales, Aspergillaceae. The record is from RefSeq and is a predicted model, not a curated record. The transcript is spliced from 4 exons.
AUGGCAUCAGAUCAAUACGCCGAACUAUGUGACCACAUUUAUGCGCAGAUCAUGGGAAAGCUGGAGAAUUGCUACAAAGACGGGACUCGAGUUGCUCGGUUUGCUCCGAUCGGAACCGCCGAAGAGGUGCUGAACCCAGACAUUCUAUACUCUUUCUUUCGCAGUCUUCAGUUGCCUCAAAUCGAAACAAAAGACCUCAACCUUGGACUGGAUAAUUUGGUCAAGAGGAUGAAGGAAAGGGGGCUUUACACCUUUCUGGCCAUUCUUAUCUUCACCUCGUGUACAAUAGAGGCCGCUCGAACAUUCACCCUGAAGCUGUUAGCUCCUAAGGAGAGGUCCAAAGAUUUUGGCGCCCUGCCAGCAGAGCGCGAAGCCCUUACAUCGAUUUUUGGGGAUCCAGUCACGCCAGACAAAUUCUGUCAGCGCAGGCAUGCUUUUGUCCAGUUCAAAGAAAAGGACCGGAUUGAGAGCUUGGAGCGCGAAUGUCUUCCAUAUUUGGAGCAGGAGCUUCGGGGAGAAGGAGCGUUUGGCACGGUGUAUCGAGUGAAGAUCGCCAAGGGCCACUUCUACACUCGUAAGCUGGGAUCAGCAAAUUCGAACCCUGUUGAUAUCGCGCGCAAAGACUUCCGAUCCAAUGAAGACAUUGAGCUCGAGGUCAUGCAGCAGAUUUUAUCUUGUAAGCAGACCUGUGCGAACAUUGUCGAAAUUUAUGGGAGCCUUGAAAUCGGCUCGACCGGAUACAGCAUUUUCAUGCCCCUCGCCAUUUCGGAUCUCAGGGCUCACAUGAAAAACGAUACACGGCCAAGACCAAGUGCGACUGAAAGAACAGAUAUGAUUCUCGCUGCUGCAGGGGUCGCCGGGGGCUUGAAAUUCCUCCAUAAGGGCAUGGAUAUGCCUCGGGGUGGAAAGCUAGUCUGUUACCAUAUGGACCUAAAACCAGAUAACAUUUUGAUUUUUCUAGACAAGGUUGAUUCUCAUGGGAAGCCACACUAUAUCUGGAAGAUUAGUGAUUUCGGCAUGUCUCGUGUCAGGUACCAGGAUGAUAAUGAGGUCGAAAGGCGCGAGAGAACCCUCACAAGUUGGUUUCUUGAGAGACCCGUGGUCCCAUCUCUCGCUGGGACCUAUAACAGGCGACUAGUGGGUACAUACCUGGCACCUGAAUCUCUUCUCCCAAGCAGAAGUAUGAAGGCUGCCAGCGACGUCUGGUCCCUGGGCUGUAUCACCAGUGUUCUAUUUACAUACUUGGCGGAGGGCAGAACUGGAGUGUCCACGUAUCAAGACAGGAGGACCCAACAUCACAACGCAAAUAGCUAUGAUCGUUUUUUUGUCGCAAACACAGCCUUCGGACGUCCAAAGGUUCAUCCAGAGAUCAAACUAUGGCAUGACCUUUUAAUCAAGAAAGCGAACCAGCAAAGCCCAGAAGAGGGACAAGCUUUGAGGUCAAUAUUGAAUUAUCUCGAGCGAAAUGUUCUUCUUCUGGAUCAGCAAAACCGAUGUCCUGCGGAAGACUUGGAAAAGCAACUGAACAAAACCCAUCGAGCAUACAGCGAGUUGGAUAACACACCGAGGGAGCGUCCAAGCGCUGAACAACACGACUUUCGCACACUGCUACAGAACAUACGCAUAAGUGCGCCAAUGGGCAAUAAGAAAAAGGCUGCUUCCAAGCGGGCUGACAUGUGGUUCUUCAACCCUAAGGAAGCGUUCAAAGACUGUGAAAUCUCUCCGGAUGGGUCUAUUAUCGCAUUUUGGACUGAUUUCAAGAUUUCGCUCUACACCCAGUCCUUUAGGCGCACAGAGGAUGACGAACUACAUCCGGUUGCAGAGUUUUCUUUAAAUACGACUGGCGAACCUCGGCGUUUUUGGAAAAGCAUUAGCUUGACAAGUAGUUAUUUGAUAGCUUCCUUGUCGGGAAAUAAUUUCCAGUGCUUUGUUUUUGAUCUCCGACGUGAUCGACGAACGAAUAAAAAGCCGACUAUCAAUCUCAACCAUUAUCGCCCCGUUUCGAUUCCGCUACCUGAAAUAAAAGAGGUGGCUAUUUCGCCUGGAGGUAAGACGAUGGCAUGCAUUGUGCGUGACAAAGAUAAAGACGACAACCCAGGCUCAUUAUACAUUGGCACUGUCAAAUCCCCACACGAGUGGAAACUAGGAAGGAAACUGAAGUGGCCAGCGUCGGACGUUAUUCAACUUUCAUUCUCAGGGGAGAAUGAUAUCUACAUUGUCUUCCGGCCACAACGCACCAUCCAGACCCAUAAACAUGAGAUUCCCGUCCUUCAUGCAUGCCUCGCGACGAAGCACAUGUAUCCUCUAGUUAUUGAGCCGCGAGGCAUUGAAAGUAGCAGUACUGUUGGCCUUUUUACUACACUUGCCCCGUUCUCUCAACGUCCUGAAAUCUGCGCGAUUGUCACUCGGGAGAAACAGCUGCAUAUCCAGAGUCUCACGGAGCCGGACAAAGCUACCCCUACCAUCCAGACGAGUAUCAAAAAUUAUCGGGUGAUCAAGUUGAUUACGGGACAGAUUGAUGAGGUCAUGUUUGCAGUGGGGAGACAAGUGGGAGUUCAUAAGAUGCUUUUGCUCGAGGUCACUAUGCCACAGGAAGAAGCUACCGAUAUUUCUGUGAAGGAAAUUGCCACGCUCCCGAACCUUUCUCAUCAUAGCGAGUUCACUGCGAGGAUUGUCUUUGAUCACGAUGGAAGCCACCUCCUUCUUGCCGCUCUUCUUGAUGCCAAUGAAUGUGGUAUAUACAAAGUCCGUCUGAGUGGGCCCAGCUCAGGCUGA